Messenger RNA from Schistosoma turkestanicum, 1292 nucleotides. Lineage: Eukaryota; Metazoa; Platyhelminthes; Trematoda; Strigeidida; Schistosomatidae. The record is from the annotation of a GenBank genome assembly.
GAAAAAACGAAAUCGUGUAUGAACAAAGUAAUUUAACUCAGUAGUUCAAAAUAUACCUCAAAGAAUCCUGCGUUGUUAUUUUUUUUAACAACGUCGACCAAUUGCCAAUUACUUAAAAUUGUUUAAGUGUUCUAAUGAAAAGAAUUUGACAAAGAAAGUGGGCAGUUUGUAUCCUGUGCAUUAGACGUCUACGGUUCGCAAGAAUGGCAACUUUGGGUACUGGUAUGAGGUGUCUUAAGAGCUGCGUAUUCGUUUUAAACAUUAUCUGUCUGUUAUGUUCCCUUGUGUUAAUUGGGGCUGGUGCAUACGUCGAAGUUAAAUUCAGUCAGUAUGGUGACAAUUUGCAUAAGGUAUGGCAGGCAGCACCCAUCGCUAUCAUUGUUGUCGGAGUGAUCAUCCUCAUAGUGAGCUUCCUGGGUUGUUGUGGGGCUAUAAAGGAGAAUGUUUGCAUGCUGUACAUGUAUGCGUUCUUCCUCAUUGUACUUUUGAUUGCUGAGUUGGCCGCUGCUAUAGUUGCAGUUGUUUAUAAGGACAGAAUUGACUCUGAAAUUGAUACACUGAUGACUGGUGCUCUGGAUAAUCCAAACAAGGAAAUAACUGAGUUCAUGGAUUUGAUCCAAUCAUCUUUCCAUUGCUGUGGUGCUAAAGGCCCUGGCGAUUACAAAGGAGACCCGCCAGCCUCAUGCAAAGGAGAGCAAGUGGUCUAUGAUGAAGGUUGUGUGUCUGUCUUUGGAGCAUUCUUGAAGCGCAACUUGAUAAUUGUUGCUUGUGUCGCAUUUGGUGUAUGCUUCUUCCAAUUAUUAAGCAUUGUCAUAGCCUGUUGUUUGGGUCGACAAAUAAAGGAGUAUGAAAAUGUCUAAUCUCUACCAAGAUAACUGAGCACAAUAUUUAUUGGUUUCUCUUUGUUUUUCCUCUGGUUUUUAUUGAACUAUGCUUUUUAUCGCCUAGAUAAUUGUGCCUUGUACGUGUAUUCGACUUCGUUUACAAUAUAUUAAUCUCAAUGAGAAAUGAUACUAUCACUGUCAUUGUUUCACUUUUUAUCAUUAUUAUGCAAAAUUCACUACAUUGAUUCUCUGAUAUAUUCAUACUUAUAAACUGAUGAUAAAUCAUGUUCAUUUUUUAUUAUGUAUCUUUCUGGUUUAUAUAAUUUUUAAUCUUUGAUAUAUUGUUCGUCUUGCAAAUUUUGCUUAUUUUCUGCUACGUUAUUAGACAUUUCUUGUAUAAAUUAAUGCUGUUCAGUUAUCUUUGUUUUCAAUUGUAAUAGGGUGGGAUCUAAUAAUCAUAAUUACUUG